GGCGGCAUGAGUGCAGUGAAAAUGUUUAGCGUUGAAGACGGCAUAAGAUUUGAUAAAAAAGAAAAACAAAUUUAAAAACAGUUCAGGAUUUUAAAAAACCUUAUGCUUUAAUUUAAUCAAAGACUCUCGCUUGGCCAUAGCUAUAAGUGUCUAUGAUCAUAUGUGUGCUUGGCCAAAGUCUUUGUGUUGUUUGCGCCGGCUGGACGCCAAAACUACAAAUUUAUUUUCAAUUGCACAAAAAGUGACAAAUUAUUUCGUCGGGUGCUGCAAGUGCAGCUACAGUGGAUACUUUUUAAACGAACUAAAGAGCGCACGCAACCAAUUAAAUCGCCGAAUCAUCGCAUUUGUUUUUGUUUAUAACAGAUUCUGCACACAUUUCUAAAUUGCUAAACAAAAUAGUGAAAACAGGCCAAGAGCUGGCAGAGUAUUUGUCGCGCUGGUGGUGUACGUGCACGGACAGAAACAGAAGCAGAAGCAGACAUCGCUGACAGCCAGCAGGAGGUGGGGCCCGACGUCGCCGUCGUCGUUGCCGUUACUGUUAUUGUUGUUGUUGUUGCUGCUGCUGCUGCUGUCGCUCUGCUGCUGCCAUUGUUUUUGUUUGGUAUACAAAACACGCGGCGUGCUGUUUAGCAAAAGGGCGGGAAGGCAACUAAAACGAUUCGCGUCUGAAUUUUCGUAACGCGUUUUUCGAUUAUUAUUUUUUUUUCGCAUUGUGUUCUGAAUUCAGCCUCACGAUUGGGGGGCGGCGGCGGCGGCAAUGUCGAAGCUGGGCGAGCACAAGCGUGUAUCCCUUACCACAAUCAGCACUCAAAGGAGCAUUUUUAAUAGCAAUGAAGCGGGCUUCAGUUCUAUGCCGCCGACAUUCUCGCGUUUCGGUGAUUUCUUGGACCCGGAUGCAGUGCAGCCCAACAAGAGCAGCAAAUCGGCGAACAAAAGCGUUCGGUUGCAGCUGGAACUGUUCGAGACGGACUCCAAUAGGUAUCCAGAGUUUAACUAUUCAAAGCUGCUCUACUUGGAGAAGAAAAAGGCAAAAAUGCUGAAAGGGAAAACGAACAAUGGAAGCACUGAUCCAUUUGCCGAUAAUGAUGAUGAUGUGGCGCGCAUCGCCAAGGAAUUGGAGGCCAAAUAUGGCAAUGCCUAUGCCAGAGGACGUGGACGCCGUAAAAAGGAUGAUUUUUGUGAUAUCGGAAUGGGUUACGAUGAGUCCGAUUCCUUUAUAGACAAUACUGAGGCCUACGAUGAAAUCUUGCCUGAAGAGGUGGAGACUCUGGAGGGUGGAUUUUAUAUUAACUGCGGCGCAUUGGAGUUCAAGAACCUUAACAAAAAAUCGAGCACACGACGCACCGAUGCCAUUAUCAAAAUGCCGGAACGAUCGCGCAAACGUGUUGUGUCCAGCAGCUCGGAUGAUUCCUCUGAGUCAUCGUCUGAUUCUGCAAGUGAUAAUGAACAGAAAGAAGUCGCGAAUAAUAAAGUUAACAAUAAUAAUAAUGAUGAUGAGGAUGAUAAUGAUGAUGAUGAGGACGAGGAUGAUGGUGAAGACGAUGAUGAUGAGGAUGACGACGAUGAGGAUGACGAUUCUGAUAGCGAUAGCGAGAGCAUUGACGGCUCCGACAGCGACACCGAAAGUCUGGGCGAUGAGACCAGCGGCACAUCUGCCAAUACCAAAAAUAAGUUCAAACAAACCGCAUUGAAGCGUCCCAAACCGAGUUCCGCCAUCAAACAGAAGGUCAACAAUAAUGGAAAGAAACCAAGCAGCAAGUUGUACGUGGCACCGUCCUCCUCCUCAAACUCGCCGCGUCCAAAUGCCAUAGACAUCUCGGAUACGGAGGAGCGGCAAUCUCAGGCGCUCAAAAAAGUGGUCAAGACGACAACCGUUAAGGAUAUGCUAAAGGCCAAAAGGGACAGCUUCCUUAAAUCUCAGGGCCAGCUCGAAGGCCCCUCGAAAAUCACCGUCAACGGUGAAGUCAAGUGCACCACUUCAACGACUGUGGAUUCUAGCAGCGACAACGAUGACACCGAUUCAGCCAGCGAGCAAGGAAGAUCCGAGAAGCUGCCCAAGACCAAGGAUGGCAGCGAUAAUCUACGACCCGCGGAUACCAUUCUACCAGCAACUCUCGAUAAUGAUAUGCUUGCGAGCAUCAAUUGCUUCAAGGAACUGGUCAGAAGCAGAGACUUGUGCGGCAAAAGAUUCUACUUUGAUGGCAAACUGACGGCGCUUCUACUCAAGGUUUACGAAGCGUUGCUUUGCACGGAGCGCAAUGAACGUAACAUGGUGUUUGCGCAUCUGGAAUACCAGCUACAACUGCCCAAGUAUUUUAUACUGCGCAAGGCUAAGGCGCUGCGCGCCAGGGAGGAGAAGAAUAAGACGACAAAUGCGUUGGAGCGUCUACGCAAGGCAGUCGCCGAGGUGAUGCCCAAGGCCAUUGCCAACUACGAGAUCGAAUUGCACAAGUUCGCGGAGCUAGCGGCGGCUGAUGUCAACGCCGAGCAUCCGCCAAAGAUGCCGCGCAAAAAGUUCCAGUGGACAAAUGAGCUGCGCGAGCGACUGUACGAGGUUUACCAGGCGCGCUGGACAUCUUACGCAGUGCUGGGCAAGCGAAAGGAUUCGCUAGAGCAGUUCAUUAAUGGCUACCUGAAAGACAAAAUAGUGGAUGUGUGGGCCACAGGCUGGAUGCGUUACGAGGAGCUGCAGCGCGAGAUCGAACGCCAUAAGCACGCUAGUAAGAAGCUCAAAGAGAAAGCAAAGAAACAGCUAACGGCCAUAGCAACCACAGCACCAACUGCCAACAAUUACCUGAAGCAGCUCGAUGAACUAACGGCCACUGAACAGAGUCGGUCGCGGGCUAAUUCCGAUACAGAUUCAGCUACAAGUGCCUCAUCCAAUAGUGUCAAACGUAAACUUGAACUGCCACCGAGCGUUGCUGCUGCCACGACUACGAUACAGCAAAAGCCGAGCGCUAAGCCGCCAAAAAUAAAGUUCCAAAAACAACUGGCGGCCACGCUGGCACAGAUGUCGCAAAUCAACAACGCGUCGCAGAUGGCACCAGUUGCCAUUGAAACGAUGUCUCUGCCAGCUGUCAACAACUACCUGAAGCAAUUUGAUGAGCUCACUGUAACUGCCUCGCAGAGUCGCUCGCGUGCCAAUUCCGAUACAGAUUCCGUUAAAAGUGCCUCAUCGACCAGUCUGAAGCGCAAGCUAGAGAAACCAACGAUGGGUGGUUCCACAUUACAUUCAAAGCAGUGCAGCAAGCCGCCUAAGAAGAAGAAACAGCAACCAUCACCAACGCCAAUGACGCAGCUGGACACGCUGAUGUCGCAGCCCAGCACUUCGCAGCAGGCGGCGGCGCUUAAUGCAGCAGUUGUGGCGGCAGCAGCCAGUAUGUUGGAGCUGGCAUCGCCCACCAAAACGGAGCACGGCAUCUAUAACAUGAUAACGGCAGCGUCGCUGAACGCCGCUUCGGCCAGCGUUAGUGCGCCCAUUAACAGUCAGUCACCUAGUGCAUUACAUUCCACAACGAGCGUCGUUGCAGCACGUCCUGUGCCACAUGUCAUCAAUCUAGACGACUAUAAGAGUCCCAGCGACAUAUUGCAGACAUCGCAGCAGUUGGCGGCCACUGAAUGGCAGCCCGUUCAGGUGUCGCCAGCACAGCCGCCGCCACCAGUGCCUCCUGCGGUAGUGCGUUGCGAGAGCAGCAGCGAGUCUGACGGCGUGGAGAUUGUAGGCGUCUAUCCGGCUGUGGUAAAGCACAUAAAUCCAGGCCACACCAAGCCCAGGUCGAAAGCCAACCAGAAGAGUAAAACGACGUCAGUCAUAAGCACAACGGGCACGGUGCCCAAUGGACUUAAUGGUGCGGUUGGUUUCAACUUGGACAACAUGUACAUCUACAACAACAACAAUGCUGCCGUCAAGAUUGGACCCGGCGUCAUACGCGCAAAUGCGGCGUCCAACACGACGUCUACUGUUGGCUACGAUCUCAGUCGCAAUCCGCAGAUAAUGAAACAGUUAUCGGACCUAUCGGCGCUCGAGAAGCAAAUGAAAUGGUCAAAAUGUUCGCUACUCUCCGCCGGACUCAAGGGUGCCGGCACUGGUGCGGGCAGUGGUGCUGGAGCGGGAGCUGGCGCCUCAACGCAUCAAUGACAUACGGGGAAUGCCACACAGCCCCAAUCGGUGUCGGUGUCGGCAUUCUAUAAUCACGAGCAGGCAGUGGCUGCGGCACUGGUGCUCUCCUCGAUGAGCGCCUCCGCCCGUUAUGAUGCGUACGAUGCGCAAUUGGGUUUACUGAAUGGGUCCCUGGCUGCCGCUCAAGUGGCCAGUUCCUCAACUCAAACUGCAACAGCAACAACAAUAACAACAACACCAACACUGCCACAAGUAUUUCUGAAGCCUUCCCCGCCGCCCGCAACCGCUGUCGAAGGGAUUACCGAUAUGGCAGCAAACACGGCGCAAGCGGCGCAACUGCCGACAAAGUUUGUUUAGGUAUAUGGAUUGCACACACACGCUCCCUAAGCGAUUCUAAGUUGACCAUUAUAAAAAUCUAUCUCCCAGAGUUAAGGGAAUUAAUAUGUUUAGUUUGUAGGUUUCAUAAGCAUUAGUCAUUUAACCCCCGCCCUGUCUCCUAUCACUACUCGGCAUUAACUACUAUUGUGCAUUUAUCUUGUGCGUCUGCAUCACUGCCAGGAAAAAGACUUGAAAAGGUUUAUGGGUCGCAAGACAUGCUUAACAACCAAGUGACGCACGUAUGCAUAAAGUAAGGGUAUGCCGGGUUCGGUGUGUGUGUGUGUGUGCCGGAUGUGAUGUUUUCGUAUUUCUUUUGUAUGUUUCUUUUCUUAUUUUUGAAGAAUCAAGUCCACCAACUUAAAGUAUGUACUUUGAAAGAAUUAAGAAUCAAUCGAGUUGUAUCAGGUUAUUUAUAGUGAAUCAAUUUUUAUUAAAUAAAAGAAAAAUAAGUUAUAUAAUAAAAAAAUAAAACAAAA
Messenger RNA from Drosophila montana, 4974 nucleotides. It is a transcript of the gene yem, whose product is annotated as yemanuclein. Lineage: Eukaryota; Metazoa; Arthropoda; Insecta; Diptera; Drosophilidae. Gene Ontology annotation, biological process: chromatin organization. Gene Ontology annotation, cellular component: nucleus. The record is from RefSeq and is a predicted model, not a curated record. Bases 758 to 4138 code for a protein of 1126 amino acids. The transcript is spliced from 6 exons.